CAUGAUCAAAGAGUUUCUACAGCCACGAAGAGAGUCAGUACUUGUAGAAGACAAGGAGAAGGUUUCCAUGAUGCUUCCCAUGAGAGUGAUCGAUCAGCCCGAGCUUUCUCUAGGACCCUCUAUAUCAGUUAACUUGGAAUCAGAUGCAAAUUUUUGCAAGAAGCGGAAGCAUAGUACUUGGGACGGGUCCCUGAGUGCUACUCAGAGAAGCAUUGAGCUCCAGCUCAAUGAUCCCUUGCCCAUGGAUUGGGAGCAGUGCCUAGACCUACAAUCUGGGAGGAUGUACUACUUGAAUAGGAAGACAUUGCAGAAGAGUUGGGUGAGGCCAAGGGAGCAAAAUCUAGACUUGGAGCUCAACAUUUCAACUCUCCCAAGCUCGAAAGUGAAGAAUCAAGCCAGCUCUAAUACUACUAAUACAAGUCAAGGACAGCAUCCCAUAAAGGAUACAAAUUCAAGCAGCAGCAUGGUUGCAGUUGCCUGCCGCAACUGCCACCUCCUCGUCAUGCUCUCAAAGUCUUCGCCCUCAUGCCCAAAUUGCAAAUAUGUGCACUCGUUGCCCCAUCCUGAACUUAGAAAGAUUGAGGCUGUGAAGCCAUUGGAAACUCUAAGCCUACUGCAUUAGAUUCCAAGAGGAAGAAGAUAAGGAAGACUCCAGUAGAAAUAAGAAACCACCUUGUUGAUAGCACGUAAUGUAACCAUGUAAUGUAACCAUAGACAGAUGUUUAGGAACUUGUAUGAUUAUGAACUUUCUUAUUGUCAACUA
Asparagus officinalis (garden asparagus) is the source of this 763-nucleotide messenger RNA. RefSeq lists its product as uncharacterized. Gene Ontology annotation, molecular function: protein binding. The coding region runs from base 2 to 622 and encodes 206 amino acids. The transcript is spliced from 2 exons. The record is from RefSeq and is a predicted model, not a curated record. NCBI's taxonomy places the organism in Eukaryota, Viridiplantae, Streptophyta, Magnoliopsida, Asparagales, Asparagaceae.